AUGUGGAGGAUCAUCUGCCUUAUAAUUACUUUUCUAACGGCCGGUUAUGGUUCUCCUAAUUCAUCUGACAAUACGUCUAAAGCUUUUCCAUUGGAACACGAUUUAGGCAAAUGUACUACUCCUAACGAAAGUGGAAGACCAGAAUGUGGUGGUAAGACAAUCGUAACGACAACAUCGCCGCCUACAAGUAAGAGAAUACCCCUUUGCUAUAGAAAAAAACUGAUUACUUUUCUGGAUAAUGUUCCAUCUAAAAUAACUAAAGUAUCCUCCUACCAAACUAGUACAACAAGUGCACACAAAACUGAAAUAGAUGUAAAAACUACUACCUCAAGUGGACUGAUUAUGCCAACGAAAGUAGAGUGUAUUAAAGAAGGUUUCAUAGAACAUCCUACAGACUGUGCAAAAUAUUACAUGUGUCUUGCGCGUAUCAAUAAUACAUUUGAAAUCUUUGCAAUGACAUGCAAAGACGGGACAAUAUGGGAUCGAGAAAAACAAAUCUGUAAUUAUCCUGAAAAAAUACGGAACCCCCGUUGUGGUCCAUAUACUACAGAUAAACCAAUAACUAUAAGUACAGAAAACAUUACCGAAACAACAGAGCAUUCUACACGAAACCUAAUAACUGAAAUUCUUACAUCAUCGCCGGUUGAACAAUCGACACUGGGAACUCCAACGAUAAAACCAUCCACAGGUUUAUUAACAAGUAUGAAUACCCAACCUUCUACUAUCACAGAUGAGUUCUCUACAUUUACAACAGAAACAAAUACAGGAACGACGUCAUCCGUUGAGGCGUCUACAGAAUUAACCGAUAAAACAAGCUCUGGAACUGUCACUGAAUCCCAACAAACCUCAACGACUACCACUGACAAAGAGACAGUGGCUCCUUCGUCCGUUGAAACUACCACAGAUCAGUUGUUAAGUACAACUACAUCAUCUAGUACUACCACUGAAGAGGUUUCUACGUUAACAUCACAAACAGAAACAGGAAUGUCAUCAUCCAUUGAUGUGUCUACAGAAUUAACAGAUGAAACAAACUCUGGAACUGUUACUGAAACCCAACAAUCGUCGAUGUCCACCAUUGAUAAAGAGAUAGUUACUCUUUCGUCCGUUCAACCUACCACUGAUCUGUUGUUAAGUACAAUUACAUCACCUAGCACUGUCACAGAUGAGGGUUCUACACUUACAUCAAACACAGAAACAGGAGCGUCGUCAUCAGUUGAGGCAUCUACAGAAUUAACAGAUGAAACAAGCACUGAAACUGUCUCUGAAUCCGAACCAACCUCAACGACUACCACUGACAAAGAGACAGUCGCUCCUUCGUCCGAUGAAACUACCACAGAUCAGUUGUUAAGUACAACUACAUCAUCUAGUACUACCACUGAAGAGGUUUCUACGUUAACAUCACAAACAGAAACAGGAAUGUCAUCAUCCAUUGAUGUGUCUACAGAAUUAACAGAUGAAACAAGCUCUGGAACCGUCACUGAAACCCAACAAUCAUCGACGCCUACCACUGACAAAGAGACAGUUGCUACUUCGUCCGUUGAAACGACCACUGAUCUGUUGUUAAGUACAACUACAUCAUCUAGAACUAUCACUGAUGAGGUAUCUACGUUAACAUCACAAACAGAAACAGGAAAGUCAUCAUCCAUUGAAGUGUCUACAGAAUUAACAGAUGAAACAAGCUCUGGAACUGUUACUGAAUCCCAACAAUCUUCGACGUCUACCACGGACAAAGAGAUAGUUACUCCUACGUCCGUUCAACCAACCACUGAUUUGCUGUUAAGUACAACUACAUCACCUAGCACUGUCACAGACGAGGUUUCUACGUUAACAUCACGAACGGAAACAGGAAAGUCAUCAUCCAUUGAAGUGUCCACAGAAUUAACAGAUGAAACAAGCUCUGGAACUGUUACUGAAUCCCAACAAUCUUCGACGUCUACCACUGACAAAGAGACAGUUACUACUUCGUCCGUUCAACCUUCCACUGAUCUGUUGUUAAGUACUUCUACAUCUCCUAGAACUGUCACAGAUGAGGUUUCUACGUUAACAUCACGAACGGAAACAGGAAAGUCAUCAUCCAUCGAAGUGUCCACAGAAUUAACAGAUGAAACAAGCUCUGGAACUGUCACUGAAACCCAACAAUCAUCGACGCCUACCACUGACAAAGAGACAGUUGCUACUUCGUCCGUUGAAACGACCACUGAUCUGUUGUUAAGUACAACUACAUCAUCUAGAACUAUCACUGAUGAGGUAUCUACGUUAACAUCACAAACAGAAACAGGAAAGUCAUCAUCCAUUGAAGUGUCCACAGAAUUAACAGAUGAAACAAGCUCUGGAACUGUUACUGAAUCCCAACAAUCUUCGACGUCUACCACGGACAAAGAGAUAGUUACUCCUUCGUCUGUUCAACCUACCACUGAUCUGCUGUUAAGUACUACAUCACCUAGCAAUGUCCCAGAUGAGGUUUCUACGUUAACGUCACAAACGGAAACAGGAAAGUCAUCUUCCAUUGAAGUGUCUACAGAAUUAACAGAUGAAACAAGCUCUGGAACUGUUACUGAAUCCCAACAAUCUUCGACGUCUACCACUGACAAAGAGAUAGUAACUCCUUCGUCCGUUCAACCUUCCACUGUUCUGUUGUUAAGUACAACUACAUCAGGUAGCACUGUCACAGAUAAGGUUUCUACGUUAACGUCACAAACGGAAACAGGAAAGUCAUCUUCCAUUGAAGUGUCUACAGAAUCAACAGAUGAAACAAGCUCUGGAACUGUUACUGAAACCCAACAAUCUUCGACGUCUACCACUGACAAAGAGAUAGUUACUCCUUCGUCCGUUCAACCUUCCACUGAUCUGUUGUUAAGUACUUCUACAUCUCCUAGCACUGUCACAAAUGAGGUUUCUACGUUAACGUCACAAACGGAAACAGGAAAGUCAUCUUCCAUUGAAGUGUCUACAGAAUCAACAGAUGAAACAAGCUCUGGAACUGUUACUGAAACCCAACAAUCUUCGACGUCUACCACUGACAAAGAGAUAGUUACUCCUUCGUCCGUUCAACCUUCCACUGAUCUGUUGUUAAGUACUUCUACAUCUCCUAGCACUGUCACAAAUGAGGUUUCUACGUUAACAUCACGAACGGAAACAGGAAAGUCAUCAUCCAUUGAAGUGUCCACAGAAUUAACAGAUGAAACAAGCUCUGGAACUGUUACCGAAACCCAACAAUCUUCGACGUCUACCACUGACAAAGAGAUAGUUACUCCUUCGUCUGUUCGACCUACCACUGAUCUGCUGUUAAGUACAACUACAUCAGCUAGCACUGUCACAGAUAAGGUUUCUACGUUAACGUCACAAACGGAAACAGGAAAGUCAUCUUCCAUUGAAGUGUCUACAGAAUUAACAGAUGAAACAAGCUCUAGAACUGUUACUGAAUCCCAACAAUCUUCGACAUCUACCACUGACAAAGAGAUAGUUACUCCUUCAUCCGUUCAACCUACCACUGAUCUGCUGUUAAGUACAACUACAUCAGCUAGCACUGUCACAGAUAAGGUUUCUACGUUAACGUCACAAACGGAAACAGGAAAGUCAUCAUCCAUUGAAGUGUCUACAGAAUUAACAGAUGAAACAAGCUCUGGAACUGUCACUGAAUCCCAACAAACCUCAACGACUAGCACUGACAAAGAGAAAGUGGCUCCUUCGUCCGUUCAACCUUCCACUGAUCUGCUGUUAAGUACUACAUCACCUAGCAAUGUCACAGAUGAGGUUUCUACGUUAACGUCACAAACGGAAACAGGAAAGUCAUCUUCCAUUGAAGUGUCUACAGAAUUAACAGAUGAAACAAGCUCUGGAACUGUUACUGAAUCCCAACAAACCUCAACGACUAGCACUGACAAAGAGAAAGUGGCUCCUUCGUCCGUUCAACCUUCCACUGAUCUGCUGUUAAGUACUACAUCACCUAGCAAUGUCACAGAUGAGGUUUCUACGUUAACGUCACAAACGGAAACAGGAAAGUCAUCUUCCAUUGAAGUGUCUACAGAAUUAACAGAUGAAACAAGCUCUGGAACUGUUACUGAAACCCAACAAUCUUCGACGUCUACCACGGACAAAGAGAUAGUUACUCCUACGUCCGUUCAACCAACCACUGAUUUGCUGUUAAGUACAACUACAUCACCUAGCACUGUCACAGACGAGGUUUCUACGUUAACAUCACAAACAGAAACAGGGACGUCGUCAUCCAUUGAAGUGUCUACAGAAUUAACAGAUGAAACAAGCUCUGGAACCGUCACUGAAACCCAACAAUCAUCGACGCCUACCACUGACAAAGAGACAGUUGCUACUUCGUCUGUUGAAACGACCACUGAUCUGUUGUUAAGUACAACUACAUCAUCUAGAACUAUCACUGAUGAGGUAUCUACGUUAACAUCACAAACAGAAACAGGAAAGUCAUCAUCCAUUGAAGUGUCUACAGAAUUAACAGAUGAAACAAGCUCUGGAACUGUUACUGAAUCCCAACAAUCUUCGACGUCUACCACGGACAAAGAGAUAGUUACUCCUACGUCCGUUCAACCUACCACUGAUUUGCUGUUAAGUACAACUACAUCACCUAGCACUGUCACAGACGAGGUUUCUACGUUAACAUCACAAACGGAAACAGGAAAGUCAUCAUCCAUUGAAGUGUCUACAGAACUAACAGAUGAAACAAGCUCUGGAACUGUUACUGAAACCCAACAAUCGUCGACGUCUACCACGGACAAAGAGAUAGUUACUCCUACGUCCGUUCAACCUACCACUGAUUUGCUGUUAAGUACAACUACAUCACCUAGCACUGUCACAGACGAGGUUUCUACGUUAACAUCACAAACGGAAACAGGAAAGUCAUCAUCCAUUGAAGUGUCUACAGAACUAACAGAUGAAACAAGCUCUGGAACUGUUACUGAAACCCAACAAUCGUCGACGUCUACCACUGACAAAGAAAUAGUUACUCCUUCGUCCGUUCGACCUACCACUGAUCUGCUGUUAAGUACAACUACAUCAGCUAGCACUGUCACAGAUAAGGUUUCUACGUUAACGUCACAAACGGAAACAGGAAAGUCAUCUUCCAUUGAAGUGUCUACAGAAUUAACAGAUGAAACAAGCUCUGGAACUGUUACUGAAACCCAACAAUCUUCGACGUCUACCACGGACAAAGAGAUAGUUACUCCUACGUCCGUUCAACCAACCACUGAUUUGCUGUUAAGUACAACUACAUCACCUAGCACUGUCACAGACGAGGUUUCUACGUUAACGUCACAAACGGAAACAGGAAAGUCAUCAUCCAUUGAAGUGUCUACAGAAUUAACAGAUGAAACAAGCUCUGGAACUGUCACUGAAUCCCAACAAACCUCAACGACUAGCACUGACAAAGAGAAAGUGGCUCCUUCGUCCGUUCAACCUUCCACUGAUCUGCUGUUAAGUACUACAUCACCUAGCAAUGUCACAGAUGAGGUUUCUACGUUAACGUCACAAACGGAAACAGGAAAGUCAUCUUCCAUUGAAGUGUCUACAGAAUUAACAGAUGAAACAAGCUCUGGAACUGUUACUGAAACCCAACAAUCUUCGACGUCUACCACGGACAAAGAGAUAGUUACUCCUACGUCCGUUCAACCAACCACUGAUUUGCUGUUAAGUACAACUACAUCACCUAGCACUGUCACAGACGAGGUUUCUACGUUAACAUCACAAACAGAAACAGGGACGUCGUCAUCCAUUGAAGUGUCUACAGAAUUAACAGAUGAAACAAGCUCUGGAACCGUCACUGAAACCCAACAAUCAUCGACGCCUACCACUGACAAAGAGACAGUUGCUACUUCGUCUGUUGAAACGACCACUGAUCUGUUGUUAAGUACAACUACAUCAUCUAGAACUAUCACUGAUGAGGUAUCUACGUUAACAUCACAAACAGAAACAGGAAAGUCAUCUUCCAUUGAAGUGUCCACAGAAUUAACAGAUGAAACAAGCUCUGGAACUGUUACUGAAUCCCAACAAUCUUCGACGUCUACCACUGACAAAGAGAUAGUUACUCCUUCGUCCGUUCAACCUUCCACUGAUCUGUUGUUAAGUACUUCUACAUCUCCUAGAACUGUCACAGAUGAGGUUUCUACGUUAACAUCACGAACGGAAACAGGAAAGUCAUCAUCCAUUGAAGUGUCCACAGAAUUAACAGAUGAAACAAGCUCUGGAACUGUUACCGAAACCCAACAAUCUUCGACGUCUACCACUGACAAAGAGAUAGUUACUCCUUCGUCUGUUCGACCUACCACUGAUCUGCUGUUAAGUACAACUACAUCAGCUAGCACUGUCACAGAUAAGGUUUCUACGUUAACGUCACAAACGGAAACAGGAAAGUCAUCAUCCAUUGAAGUGUCUACAGAAUUAACAGAUGAAACAAGCUCUGGAACUGUCACUGAAUCCCAACAAACCUCAACGACUAGCACUGACAAAGAGAAAGUGGCUCCUUCGUCCGUUCAACCUUCCACUGAUCUGUUAUUAAGUUCAACUACAUCAUCUAGUAUUAUCACUGAUAAGGUUUCUACGUUAACAUCACAAACAGAAACAGGAAAGUCAUCAUCCAUCGAAGUGUCCACAGAAUUAACAGAUGAAACAAGCUCUGGAACUGUUACUGAAACCCAACAAUCUUCGACGUCUACUACGGACAAAGAGAUAGUUACUCCUUCAUCCGUUCAACCUUCCACUGAUCUGUUGUUAACUACUUCUACAUCUCCUAGCACUGUCACAAAUGAGGUUUCUACGUUAACAUCACGAACGGAAACAGGAAAGUCUUCAUCCAUUGAAGUGUCCACAGAAUUAACAGAUGAAACAAGCUCUGGAACUGUUACCGAAACCCAACAAUCUUCGACGUCUACCACUGACAAAGAGAUAGUUACUCCUUCGUCUGUUCAACCUACCACUGAUCUGCUGUUAAGUACAACUACAUCAGCUAGCACUGUCACAGAUAAGGUUUCUACGUUAACGUCACAAACGGAAACAGGAAAGUCAUCUUCCAUUGAAGUGUCCACAGAAUUAACAGAUGAAACAAGCUCUGGAACUGUAACUGAAAGCCAACAAUCUUCGACGUCUACCACGGACAAAGAGAUAGUUACUCCUUCGUCUGUUCGACCUACCACUGAUCUGCUGUUAAGUACAACUACAUCAGCUAGCACUGUCACAGAUAAGGUUCCUACGUUAACGUCACAAACGGAAACAGGAAAGUCAUCUUCCAUUGAAGUGUCCACAGAAUUAACAGAUGAAACAAGCUCUGGAACUGUUACUGAAUCCCAACAAUCUUCGACGUCUACCACUGACAAAGAGAUAGUUACUCCUUCGUCCGUUCAACCUUCCACUGAUCUGUUGUUAAGUACUUCUACAUCUCCUAGAACUGUCACAGAUGAGGUUUCUACGUUAACAUCACGAACGGAAACACGAAAGUCAUCAUCCAUUGAAGUGUCUACAGAAUUAACAGAUGAAACAAGCUCUGGAACUGUUACUGAAUCCCAACAAUCAUCGACGCCUACCACUGAAAAAGAGACAGUUGCUACUUCGUCCGUUGAAACGACCACUGAUCUGUUGUUAAGUACAACUACAUCAUCUAGAACUAUCACUGAUGAGGUAUCUACGUUAACAUCACAAACAGAAACAGGAAAGUCAUCAUCCAUUGAAGUGUCUACAGAAUUAACAGAUGAAACAAGCUCUGGAACUGUUACUGAAUCCCAACAAUCUUCGACGUCUACCACGGACAAAGAGAUAGUUACUCCUUCGUCUGUUCAACCUACCACUGAUCUGCUGUUAAGUACUACAUCACCUAGCAAUGUCCCAGAUGAGGUUUCUACGUUAACGUCACAAACGGAAACAGGAAAGUCAUCAUCCAUUGAAGUGUCUACAGAAUUAACAGAUGAAACAAGCUCUGGAACUGUUACUGAAACCCAACAAUCGUCGACGUCUACCACGGACAAAGAGAUAGUUACUCCUUCGUCUGUUCGACCUACCACUGAUCUGCUGUUAAGUACAACUACAUCAGCUAGCACUGUCACAGAUAAGGUUUCUACGUUAACGUCACAAACGGAAACAGGAAAGUCAUCUUCCAUUGAAGUGUCCACAGAAUUAACAGAUGAAACAAGCUCUGGAACUGUUACUGAAUCCCAACAAUCUUCGACGUCUACCACUGACAAAGAGAUAGUUACUCCUUCGUCCGUUCAACCUUCCACUGAUCUGUUGUUAAGUACUUCUACAUCUCCUAGAACUGUCACAGAUGAGGUUUCUACGUUAACAUCACGAACGGAAACAGGAAAGUCAUCAUCCAUCGAAGUGUCCACAGAAUUAACAGAUGAAACAAGCUCUGGAACUGUCACUGAAACCCAACAAUCAUCGACGCCUACCACUGACAAAGAGACAGUUGCUACUUCGUCCGUUGAAACGACCACUGAUCUGUUGUUAAGUACAACUACAUCAUCUAGAACUAUCACUGAUGAGGUAUCUACGUUAACAUCACAAACAGAAACAGGAAAGUCAUCAUCCAUUGAAGUGUCUACAGAAUUAACAGAUGAAACAAGCUCUGGAACUGUUACUGAAUCCCAACAAUCUUCGACGUCUACCACGGACAAAGAGAUAGUUACUCCUUCGUCUGUUCAACCUACCACUGAUCUGCUGUUAAGUACUACAUCACCUAGCAAUGUCCCAGAUGAGGUUUCUACGUUAACGUCACAAACGGAAACAGGAAAGUCAUCAUCCAUUGUAGUGUCUACAGAAUUAACAGAUGAAACAAGCUCUGGAACUGUUACUGAAACCCAACAAUCGUCGACGUCUACCACUGACAAAGAAAUAGUUACUCCUUCGUCCGUUCAACCUUCCACUGAUCUGUUGUUAAGUUCAACUACAUCUCCUAGCACUGUCACAGAUGAGGUUUCUACGUUAACAUCGCAAACAGAAAUAGGAACUUCGUCAUCCAUUGAAAUGUCUACAGAAUUAACAGAUGAAACAAGCUCUGGAACUGUUACUGAAACCCAACAAUCUUCGACGUCUACCACUGACAAAGAGAUAGUUACUCCUUCGUCCGUUCAACCUUCCACUGAUCUGUUGUUAAGUACUUCUACAUCUCCUAGCACUGUCACAAAUGAGGUUUCUACGUUAACAUCACGAACGGAAACAGGAAAGUCAUCAUCCAUUGAAGUGUCCACAGAAUUAACAGAUGAAACAAGCUCUGGAACUGUUACCGAAACCCAACAAUCUUCGACGUCUACCACUGACAAAGAGAUAGUUACUCCUUCGUCUGUUCGACCUACCACUGAUCUGCUGUUAAGUACAACUACAUCAGCUAGCACUGUCACAGAUAAGGUUUCUACGUUAACGUCACAAACGGAAACGGGAAAGUCAUCUUCCAUUGAAGUGUCUACAGAAUUAACAGAUGAAACAAGCUCUGGAACUGUUACUGAAAGCCAACAAUCUUCGACGUCUACCACGGACAAAGAGAUAGUUACUCCUUCGUCUGUUCGAUCUACCACUGAUCUGCUGUUAAGUACAUCUACAUCAGCUAGCACUGUCACAGAUGAGGUUUCUACGUUAACAUCACGAACGGAAACAGGAAAGUCAUCAUCCAUCGAAGUGUCCACAGAAUUAACAGAUGAAACAAGCUCUGGAACUGUCACUGAAACCCAACAAUCAUCGACGCCUACCACUGACAAAGAGACAGUUGCUACUUCGUCCGUUGAAACGACCACUGAUCUGUUGUUAAGUACAACUACAUCAUCUAGAACUAUCACUGAUGAGGUAUCUACGUUAACAUCACAAACAGAAACAGGAAAGUCAUCAUCCAUUGAAGUGUCUACAGAAUUAACAGAUGAAACAAGCUCUGGAACUGUUACUGAAUCCCAACAAUCUUCGACGUCUACCACGGACAAAGAGAUAGUUACUCCUUCGUCUGUUCAACCUACCACUGAUCUGCUGUUAAGUACUACAUCACCUAGCAAUGUCCCAGAUGAGGUUUCUACGUUAACGUCACAAACGGAAACAGGAAAGUCAUCAUCCAUUGUAGUGUCUACAGAAUUAACAGAUGAAACAAGCUCUGGAACUGUUACUGAAACCCAACAAUCGUCGACGUCUACCACUGACAAAGAAAUAGUUACUCCUUCGUCCGUUCAACCUUCCACUGAUCUGUUGUUAAGUUCAACUACAUCUCCUAGCACUGUCACAGAUGAGGUUUCUACGUUAACAUCGCAAACAGAAAUAGGAACGUCGUCAUCCAUUGAAAUGUCUACAGAAUUAACAGAUGAAACAAGCUCUGGAACUGUUACUGAAACCCAACAAUCUUCGACGUCUACCACUGACAAAGAGAUAGUUACUCCUUCGUCCGUUCAACCUUCCACUGAUCUGUUGUUAAGUACUUCUACAUCUCCUAGCACUGUCACAAAUGAGGUUUCUACGUUAACAUCACGAACGGAAACAGGAAAGUCAUCAUCCAUUGAAGUGUCCACAGAAUUAACAGAUGAAACAAGCUCUGGAACUGUUACCGAAACCCAACAAUCUUCGAUGUCUACUACGGACAAAGAGAUAGUUACUCCUACAUCCGUUCAACCUACCACUGAUCUGCUGUUAAGUACUACAUCUCCUAGCACUGUCACAGAUGAGGUUUCUACGUUAACAUCACGAACGGAAACAGGAAAGUCAUCAUCCAUUGAAGUGUCCACAGAAUUAACAGAUGAAACAAGCUCUGGAACUGUUACUGAAUCCCAACAAUCUUCGACUUCUACCACUGACAAAGAGACAGUUACUACUUCGUCCGUUCAACCUUCCACUGAUCUGUUGUUAAGUACUUCUACAUCUCCUAGAACUGUCACAGAUGAGGUUUCUACGUUAACAUCACGAACGGAAACAGGAAAGUCAUCAUCCAUCGAAGUGUCCACAGAAUUAACAGAUGAAACAAGCUCUGGAACCGUCACUGAAACCCAACAAUCAUCGACGCCUACCACUGACAAAGAGACAGUUGCUACUUCGUCCGUUGAAACGACCACUGAUCUGUUGUUAAGUACAACUACAUCAUCUAGAACUAUCACUGAUGAGGUAUCUACGUUAACAUCACAAACAGAAACAGGAAAGUCAUCAUCCAUUGAAGUGUCUACAGAAUUAACAGAUGAAACAAGCUCUGGAACUGUUACUGAAUCCCAACAAUCUUCGACUUCUACCACUGACAAAGAGACAGUUACUACUUCGUCCGUUCAACCUUCCACUGAUCUGUUGUUAAGUACUUCUACAUCUCCUAGAACUGUCACAGAUAAGGUUUCUACGUUAACAUCACAAACAGAAACAGGAAAGUCAUCAUCCAUUGAAGUGUCUACAGAAUUAACAGAUGAAACAAGCUCUGGAACUGUCACUGAAUCCCAACAAACCUCAACGACUAGCACUGACAAAGAGAAAGUGGCUCCUUCGUCCGUUCAACCUUCCACUGAUCUGUUAUUAAGUUCAACUACGUCAUCUAGUAUUAUCACUGAUAAGGUUUCUACGUUAACAUCACAAACAGAAACAGGAAAGUCAUCAUCCAUCGAAGUGUCCACAGAAUUAACAGAUGAAACAAGCUCUGGAACUGUUACCGAAACCCAACAAUCUUCGAUGUCUACUACGGACAAAGAGAUAGUUACUCCUACAUCCGUUCAACCUACCACUGAUCUGCUGUUAAGUACUACAUCUCCUAGCACUGUCACAGAUGAGGUUUCUACGUUAACAUCACGAACGGAAACAGGAAAGUCAUCAUCCAUUGAAGUGUCCACAGAAUUAACAGAUGAAACAAGCUCUGGAACUGUUACUGAAUCCCAACAAUCUUCGACUUCUACCACUGACAAAGAGACAGUUACUACUUCGUCCGUUCAACCUUCCACUGAUCUGUUGUUAAGUACUUCUACAUCUCCUAGAACUGUCACAGAUGAGGUUUCUACGUUAACAUCACGAACGGAAACAGGAAAGUCAUCAUCCAUCGAAGUGUCCACAGAAUUAACAGAUGAAACAAGCUCUGGAACCGUCACUGAAACCCAACAAUCAUCGACGCCUACCACUGACAAAGAGACAGUUGCUACUUCGUCCGUUGAAACGACCACUGAUCUGUUGUUAAGUACAACUACAUCAUCUAGAACUAUCACUGAUGAGGUAUCUACGUUAACAUCACAAACAGAAACAGGAAAGUCAUCAUCCAUUGAAAUGUCUACAGAAUUAACAGAUGAAACAAGCUCUGGAACUGUUACUGAAUCCCAACAAUCUUCGACGUCUACCACGGACAAAGAGAUAGUUACUCCUACGUCCGUUCAACCUACCACUGAUUUGCUGUUAAGUACAACUACAUCACCUAGCACUGUCACAGACGAGGUUUCUACGUUAACAUCACGAACGGAAACAGGAAAGUCUUCAUCCAUUGAAGUGUCCACAGAAUUAACAGAUGAAACAAGCUCUGGGACUGUUACCGAAACCCAACAAUCUUCGACGUCUACCACUGACAAAGAGAUAGUUACUCCUUCGUCUGUUCAACCUACCACUGAUCUGCUGUUAAGUACAACUACAUCAGCUAGCACUGUCACAGAUAAGGUUUCUACGUUAACGUCACAAACGGAAACAGGAAAGUCAUCUUCCAUUGAAGUGUCCACAGAAUUAACAGAUGAAACAAGCUCUGGAACUGUUACCGAAACCCAACAAUCUUCGACGUCUACCACUGACAAAGAGAUAGUUACUCCUUCGUCUGUUCGACCUACCACUGAUCUGCUGUUAAGUACAACUACAUCAGCUAGCACUGUCACAGAUAAGGUUUCUACGUUAACGUCACAAACGGAAACAGGAAAGUCAUCAUCCAUUGAAGUGUCUACAGAAUUAACAGAUGAAACAAGCUCUGGAACUGUUACUGAAUCCCAACAAUCGUCGACGUCUACCACUGACAAAGAAAUAGUUACUCCUUCGUCCGUUCAACCUUCCACUGAUCUGUUGUUAAGUUCAACUACAUCAUCUAGUAUUAUCACUGAUAAGGUUUCUACGUUAACGUCACAAACGGAAACAGGAAAGUCAUCUUCCAUUGAAGUUUCAACAGAAUUAACAGAUGAAACAAGCUCUGGAACUGUUACUGAAUCCCAACAAUCUUCGACGUCUACCACUGACAAAGAGAUAGUAACUUCUACAUCCGUUCAACCUACCACUGAUCUGCUGUUAAGUACUACAUCUCCUAGCACUGUCACAGAUGAGGUUUCUACGUUAACAUCACAAACAGAAAUAGGAACGUCGUCAUCCAUUGAAGUAUCUACAGAAUUAACAGAUGAAACAAGCUCUGGAACUGUUACUGAAACCCAACAAUCUUCGACGUCUACCACGGACAAAGAGAUAGUUACUCCUUCGUCUGUUCAACCUACCACUGAUCUGCUGUUAAGUACUACAUCACCUAGCAAUGUCACAGAUGAGGUUUCUACGUUAACGUCACAAACGGAAACAGGAAAGUCAUCUUCCAUUGAAGUGUCUACAGAAUUAACAGAUGAAACAAGCUCUGGAACUGUUACUGAAUCCCAACAAUCUUCGACAUCUACCACUGACAAAGAGAUAGUUACUCCUUCAUCCGUUCAACCUACCACUGAUCUGCUGUUAAGUACAACUACAUCACCUAGCACUGUCACAGAUGAGGUUUCUACGUUAACAUCACUAACAGAAACGGGGACGACGUCAUCCGUAGAGGUGUCUACAGAAUUAACAGAUGAAACAAGCUCUGGAACUGUCACAGAAACUCAUCAGACCUCAAGGACUACAAUGGACAAAGAGACAUUUGCACCUCCGUCGGUUCAAACAAACAACGAUCUAUUGUUAAGUACAACUAAAUUACCAGCCACUGUCACAGAUAAGGUUUCUACACUUACAUCAGUAACAGAAACAGGAAUGUCGUCAUCCGUUGUGGCGUCUACAGAAUUAACACAUGAAACAAACUCUGAAACUGUCACGGAUAAUCAACAGUCCUCCACAUUUACAACUGACAAAGAGACAGUUGCUUCUUCGUCGUUUGAUACAUCCACAGAUCUAUUGACAAGGUCGAGUACUCAUGGUUAUUCUGAAAGUCCCGAAGUUCCUACGACUACAUUAGAGACAGAAAUUGGAAAGUCGUCAUCUAUUCCUCCAUCUACACACGUACUAGUUGUUACACUUAAUAAUACUGUCACUGAAUAUCCUGUGCUCUCUACAAGUACCGAACACAAUGGAUCGGUUGGUCCUUCAUCGGUUGAACCAUCAACAUAUUUUCCAACAGUAUCUAAUACCAUCCUUGUUACUUAUCCUGUGGAGCCAUCAACAAAUUCUCCAAUAUCUGUAUCUUGGUCUUCUUCCUCCAUUAGUUCAUCGUCGGAUCCUUCUAUAGGUACGAGUACUGAGCCUGGUACCGGAAGAACAGUGCUUUCUACACGUAUUCCUUCAACUGAAUUUGUCACGCCCACAUCUGCUGAAUCUUCGACCGAUUUUAUUACUGAUACAUCUACUGAAAUUGUAUCUUCUUCUAUAAUAUCUUCUACUAUCUCUGUGAAACUUCCAUCUACUUCAAAAUCUCCUAUGGAUAAGACAGAAUGCAAAACUUCUGGCUUUUUCCCUAAUCCAAAUGAUUGCUCUAAGUUCUUCAGAUGUGUUCAAGUUAACCUUUUCAAUAUGUUUACUAGAUUCGAUUUCGUUUGUCCCGACGGAACUGUUUGGGAUCAAGCAUUGUUAACCUGCAAUUAUCCUUCAGCUGUAUUACAUUCCAAUUGUAAGAAUAGUGUAUUACAUCCAUCAGAUAUUGAUGAUGAGCCUGAUAUGGCAGAAGGCAAUAACAUGUGUCCUAUUGGAAAAUUGUCUGGUGAUCAAAUCGCUCUUGUUUGUCCUACCGGUUUUCGAAGACAUCCUAAGUAUUGUAAUAUUUUCUAUCAAUGCACAUCUAAAAGUAAUUUGGACGUGAAUAUUGCCAUGUUUGCAUGCCCUGAUGGUAUGAUUUACGAUCAAGGUAAAAUGCAAUGUGUUUUCGCAGAUGUGCUUAAUUACCGUAUAUUAGGAUGUAAAAAUGUUCUUAUAAAUCCAGUGGAUAACCUAGUUCCUAUCUUGACCGUUCCGUCUACACAACUGUGUCCAUCCGAAGGCUCGUUCCCGUAUCAUCCAGGUUGCUCAAAUGCAUACUUCAAAUGUAAACGCAAUCGGAAGGGCUCACUACUAGGCUAUCUCUAUAAAUGCCCUCUUGAAUACGUGUUCUCUCCUUUUUCAAAAAAAUGUGAACCAGCAGAACUUUUUCCACUUUGUUUAAAUCCUUAUCCGAAUAUGCAAAUGAAUGCAUCCUCUAAUGGUUUGCAUUUGACUCAUCAUAACAUCUUUUAUAAUUAACUUGAAUUUUUAUAAACUUAGAACAG
Molecule: messenger RNA, 15392 nt
Organism: Vespa mandarinia (Asian giant hornet)
Lineage: Eukaryota; Metazoa; Arthropoda; Insecta; Hymenoptera; Vespidae
Cellular component (GO): extracellular region
Molecular function (GO): chitin binding
Source: RefSeq, a predicted model, not a curated record